Messenger RNA from Ostrea edulis (European flat oyster), 1796 nucleotides. Its product is annotated as GDP-D-glycero-alpha-D-manno-heptose dehydrogenase-like. The transcript is spliced from 2 exons. Lineage: Eukaryota; Metazoa; Mollusca; Bivalvia; Ostreida; Ostreidae. The record is from RefSeq and is a predicted model, not a curated record. The coding region runs from base 349 to 1410 and encodes 353 amino acids.
CGCACAAUCUUCCAGGUAGGUGACCACGGUAUCUGUUUCAGGUGUAAGAUCAUUGAUGGGCAUUCAGGGUUAUCUCGGGUGUUUGUAAAAACAACGCGGAACGAGUACAGUUAUGGUGGAUUGUUUUAAGAUAAACAAACUGGGGUGUAAUCGAUUUAAUAUGAUUCACCAUGUUGUUUUGAAAUAUUUACUCGGGUGUUGCGUUGUUGAUCGAUUCGUCACUGAUAUUUUUUAGAGGAAUAUAAUAUUCUGCAGUGUAAUUAUUUUCUGUUUGUAAAACGCUUUUAAAAUUCUGUAAUGCAUUGAAAAUACCACAUUAUCCAUGAUAGGAAAAAGAGUGGAAUUGAGAUGAGUGUUGAGCUAUCGAUCACUGCAGAAUUAAUGUCGCCGGACUGUAGACAUAGGCACACUGGAGAGAGGGUAUACGUACAUUGUAUUGAUAGAGAUAAAAAUAUGGCGGAAUCAUCACAAUCGCGCGGUCAUGUUAUGAUAACCGGAGGGGCAGGCUACCUGGGAUCCACACUGAUUCCAAUCCUGUUGGAGCAGGGCUAUGAGGUUACGAUUUACGACAUCUUUUUUUGGGGACCCACCUCCCUCAUCUCAUUCGCAGCUCACCCCCGGCUUCAUAUCGUCCAUGGUGACAUCAGAAACAAACAAACGCUGGCUGAACACAUGCACGACAAGGACGCUAUCAUACACCUGGCAGCCAUUGUCGGAUAUCCCGCCUGUGAUAAGGACCCAGAUUUAGCCAUUGACACAAAUGUAGUUGGGACCAGGAACAUCGCUGAACUGAAAACUCCAGAUCAGAAGCUGAUUUACGCCAGCACCGGGUCCUGUUACGGCGCAGUGGACGGAUUGUGCACGGAGGAAACUCAGAUCAGUCCCCUCACUCUGUAUGGUAGCAGCAAAGCGGACGCGGAAAAAAUGGUCCUGGCUGCCAAUGGAGUAGCUCUUCGUUUGGCCACUGUGUUUGGACUCUCGCCUCGUCUUCGUCUCGACCUACUCAUCAAUGAUCUUACUUACAAGGCCCUCACCCUGAAAGAGUUCGACUUGUAUGAAGGUUCAUUCAGACGCACCUUUCUACACGUGAAAGAUGCUGCGCGUGCUUUUGCAUUUGCGUUGAACAAUUAUGACAAAAUGAAAGGAGAGGCAUUUAAUGUAGGUGAUGAAGCGAUGAAUAUGACCAAAUCACGUGUGGCCCAGCUGAUUCAGGGGCACGUGAAGGGCUGCGUUAUUACGGAAUCGAAAUCCGGGGAAGACAAAGACAAACGCGAUUACGAGGUGUCGUACCAGAAAAUCCGCAAACUCGGCUUCGGCUCGACAAUAUCUGUGGAGGAGGGCAUCCGAGACAUGUUGAAGAUCCUGCCUCACAUUGAAACUACGGACGUCUGCAAAUUCAAGAACGUGUGAAGUACCAACAUCUGUCACUAUGCUGUCAAGUUUUGACCAAAACAUUUCGACUGUACUUUUUACUCAAAGGUGUAAUAUGUGAAGACAAAGCUUUAGAGCAAGACAAUUGAAUUUUAUCGCUGAUAUUAACUAUUCUUCCAUUUGGAGCCUCUUGGUGAAAUACAUUUAGUUGUUGUUAUUGCUGUUUGGAGUAUAAUAAUACACAUUUUAAAGUUUUCAUUUAUUCAAUUUCAACCUGCAUAUAGUGAUUCCUCUGUAUUGUGUACCGGACAUGGAAGAUUGGAACUUUUGUUUCUAGUAUUCUGAAAUAUCCAAAAAUGAUCGCUCGAGUUUCCCCUUGUAUAUGUGAGAUGUUUUAUCGAUGUCAAUAAAUUAUAGAAUUUGUA